CAACCCCACCGCAGCCCAGUCACAUCCCGAAGCCUUGUUUUUACAGAUAUCACCAAAGCGCUUCUCUUACUUUCCUCCUUCCCUGCAGCAUCCCCACUCCCGGUGGCGACCAACCUCAAACUUCUUUUUGUUUCUUUGACUGGUUUAUUUCACCGGCAUCACAAGUAGAGAAAGGGAGGUCCCACUUCUGCCUCUCGCCAAGUGAACUAAGGGCAAGUGGGGGCUGGAAGUCUCUUGGUCGCUCCCCUCUUUUGUCUUUCCUCCCAUGGCAGCGCCAGCCUAGGGACUCCCUAGCCGGGAAACUUAAUUCACUCUCCCUUGCUCUCUGUUCCCUCCCCCAUUAGACCCAGCCCUCCCGAGAGAGAGGGAGAGCGAGAGCAAAGCAGCUCGCAACUGCUGUUUGUCUGCAGCCACAGCUUCAGGUAGUCGCCUCUUCUCCCCUGGAGCCACUAGCUCCGCGUUCGCUACUCAGUCUCCCCAGCUUCUUGCUAACAAGGAUGUCCAACUUGAAACAUCCAUACAUCAUUUAGAGAGAAAAGGGGUGCUUUUGCCAGAUCCUUUUGCACAUUUCACAUCAGGAUAAUGUAACUGAAGAAUCCACUUUUGAGGAGAUUUCAUCAUGGGAGCAAACACCUCCAGCAAGCCUCCAGUGUUUGAUGAAAAUGAAGAUGUCAACUUUGAUCACUUUGAAAUUUUGCGUGCCAUUGGGAAAGGCAGUUUUGGAAAGGUCUGCAUUGUACAGAAGAAUGACACCAAGAAGAUGUAUGCCAUGAAGUACAUGAACAAACAGAAGUGUGUUGAGCGCAAUGAAGUAAGAAAUGUCUUCAAGGAACUUCAGAUCAUGCAAUGUCUAGAACAUCCUUUUCUGGUUAAUUUGUGGUACUCCUUCCAAGAUGAGGAGGACAUGUUUAUGGUGGUAGACCUUUUAUUGGGUGGCGAUCUGCGUUAUCACCUACAGCAGAAUGUCCGCUUCCAAGAAGACACUGUGAAGCUCUUCAUCUGUGAGCUAUCCAUGGCACUGGACUACCUUCAGAGUCAACGCAUCAUCCAUAGGGAUAUGAAGCCCGACAACAUUUUACUUGAUGAACAUGGACACGUCCACAUUACAGACUUCAACAUUGCUGCCAUGCUGACGAAGGAAAUGAAAAUCACCACAGUUGCUGGCACCAAACCUUAUAUGGCCCCUGAGAUGUUCAAUUCAAGAAGACAGACAGGAUACUCCUUUGCUGUUGACUGGUGGUCCCUGGGAGUGACUGCUUAUGAGCUGCUGAGAGGCCGGAGGCCAUAUCAGAUUCGCUCUGGAGCAUCUACUAAUGACAUUGCUCACAUGUUUAAGACAGCAAUUGUGACCUACCCAGCUUCGUGGUCAGUGGGAAUGGUGACGCUGCUGAAAAAGUUGCUUGAACAAAAUCCUGACCACAGAUUUUCCCAGCUAUCAGAUGUCCAGGACUGCUCCUACAUGGCUGAUGUGAAUUGGGAUGCAGUUCUGCAGAAGAGGCUGAUUCCAACUUUCAUUCCUAAUAAAGGCAGACUGAACUGCGAUCCCACCUUUGAACUUGAAGAAAUGAUUUUAGAAUCCAAACCUCUUCAUAAGAAAAAGAAACGACUGGCAAAGAAAGAGAAAGAUAGUAGGAAAUGUGACUCAUCCCAGACUUGCCUUCUUCAAGAGCACCUUGAAUCUGUUCAGAAGGAAUUCAUUAUAUUCAACAGAGAAAAGGUAAGAAGGGAACAUAAUGAGAAGCUGGCACAAGCCAAAGACCCAGAAGAUGGUCAGAACAACAACCUGUGAAAUCUGCUCCAUCCUCUCUACAACAUUAAUCAACUGCUCUGCAUAUGGGUUCUGUGCCAUGUGCUUCUGAACCCUCCAUUUAGAAAGCUCAGAUAGUAGUUCUCACCUAUCCCCACCCCCAUUUACAAAAGCCGAAAGGGCUAGGGUAGAACACUUAGCAUUGGGGGAUUUAUACUUUAGUGUAGUACAAAGAAUACAGGACUUAGACUAAGAAAGAUCUGGUUCCAAAUCCCAGCAAUGAUACUGUGUGGCCAUUAGCAGAUGACUUUACCUUUCUGAGCCUCAGUGGAUAAAAGGGAUAAUAAUAUUUAUAUUGCCUACAUAAAUAUGACCUACCUCACAGGGUUGUUGUGAGGGAAACACUAUAUAGUUGUGAAUUCUUAUUAUAUUUCUUUUUCUCCUCCUUGCCACACUAUAGAAAAUGUAGGAAUUGGGGUGAGGUCCUUUCAUCUUAGAAAACUAACAAGGGGAAUUGAAAUGUCUUUAAUCUAUCUGAGCAUAAAGUGGAGAAUUCUGUCCAGGAAAAAAAAAGAA
Antechinus flavipes (yellow-footed antechinus) is the source of this 2323-nucleotide messenger RNA. RefSeq names its product serine/threonine kinase 32A (gene STK32A). The transcript has 13 exons. The record is from RefSeq and is a predicted model, not a curated record. Gene Ontology annotation, molecular function: ATP binding; G protein-coupled receptor binding; G protein-coupled receptor kinase activity. Gene Ontology annotation, biological process: protein phosphorylation; G protein-coupled receptor signaling pathway; regulation of signal transduction. The coding region runs from base 620 to 1789 and encodes 389 amino acids. Lineage: Eukaryota; Metazoa; Chordata; Mammalia; Dasyuromorphia; Dasyuridae.